Messenger RNA from Pelmatolapia mariae (spotted tilapia), 6831 nucleotides. RefSeq names its product IgGFc-binding protein-like. The record is from RefSeq and is a predicted model, not a curated record. The transcript has 24 exons. Gene Ontology annotation, molecular function: protein binding. The coding region runs from base 1 to 6831 and encodes 2276 amino acids. Gene Ontology annotation, biological process: cell-matrix adhesion. Lineage: Eukaryota; Metazoa; Chordata; Actinopteri; Cichliformes; Cichlidae.
AUGGCGGCUCAAAUCAUGUUUUUUGUGCUGCUUUUGGGAAUGACAGGUGUGACUGCUCAGGUUGUCAGACCUCUUUACCCAACAUCUGGAACUGCAAGCUCUGCGAUAGAUGAUGGAAGUUCUCCACAGAUUACCCUGCUAAGACCUUUUUUCUAUUUUGGGAGGACAUAUAACAGCAUUUAUGUCAAUCAUAAUGGACACCUAACAUUUACUGGUCCACUAAGUGAAUUUAGAAGUCAGAGGUUCCCACAACGUAUCAGAGACAUCAUCGCUCCAUUCUGGACAGAUUUAGACAACAGAGGAAAUGGUCAGAUCUACUACAACCAAUACACCAGUGGCAGUGUUCUCCAGCAAGCUACACGGGACAUCAAUCAAUACUUUCCAGGACUGAACUUUAAUGCCAACUGGGUCUUUGUUGCAACAUGGUAUGAGGUGGCCUAUUAUCCCACAAGUGGAACACGCACUACUAUCCAAUCUGUGCUGAUCUCUGGAGGCCAAUAUUCAUUUGUGCUGAUGAACUACGGUAUAAUAGCCUCAACAACACUGAGCAUUCAGGCUGGUUAUGAUACAAUUGGCUCCACUCACUAUUAUGUCCUCCCUGGAUCAUUCACCAGUGCUGCAUCAGGGAGUAACUCAAAUUUUCGCCUUAGGAGCAACGUCAAUGAACCUGGUCGCUGGGCCUUCCGGACAGACCAUGGAUCAACAGGCUGCACUUUUAAUGGUGAAUUAGUGCAGCUGGGUGCUUCAUUCUGGAGUGACAGGACCUGUGCACAGAAGUGCACAUGUACCUCAACAGGCCUGCAGUGCCGCAAUGAGCCGUGCUCCUUUUCACAGAUCUGCAAGCCAGCUUCCUUCCAGUUCUCCUGUCAGACAGUGCCAAGAGGAACCUGCACCAUAAGCGGUGAUCCCCAUUACUACACCUUUGAUAACACAGUGUUUCACUUUCAAGGCACUUGCACGUAUGUUCUCUCUGAGCAAUGUAAUAGUGGACGGCCCUACUACAGAGUAGAAGGCAAAAAUGAGCACAGAGGCAGUACUCGAGUCUCUUGGACACGACUGGUGAAAGUGCAUGUCUACAAUGACACAAUUGAACUUGUCAAAGGACGCCGUGGUCAGGCAAAGGUUAACGGGAACUUUGCAUCCACUCCAUUCUUCCUUAGCAAUGGCACCGUGCAGGUUUAUGAGUCAGGUUUUUCUGUCUUUGUCAGCACUGACUUUGGUUUAGUGGUGUCUUAUGACACAAAUCAUUAUGUUCAGAUCAGCUUGCCCUACACUUACCAGAAUGGUACAUGCGGUCUUUGUGGAAACUUCAAUGGCAUUAGUAGAGAUGACUUUCAAACUCGUGACGGUGAGGUUGUGAGCUCUGAUGUGGUUUUUGCUAACAGCUGGCAAGCAUCUGGGGAUGAUGAGCCUGGCUGUGGGCCACAGUGCGGAGGUCUGGACUGUGCUGUUUGCACUGUAGCUCAGAAAGCACUGUACAGCAACACUGACCACUGUGGUAUCCUCAGCAGUAGUUCUGGACCUUUCACGGCUUGCCAUCAGCAACUUCCUCCACAGUCCUUUGUGGACAGUUGUGUGUAUGAUCUGUGUGUAGGAGGAGGGUACCAACCUAUUCUCUGUCAAGCCUUAACUGUGUACGCAAGUCAAUGUCAACAAAAUGGUAUUCAGCUACCAAGUUGGAGGAGACCUGGCUUUUGUGAAAUCCCAUGUCCAGCCAACAGCCACUUUGAGUCUGAAGGCACAGGAUGUCCACCUACCUGUGUUAAUCCCAACUCUACCCAUAACUGCCCUCUACCUCCCCAGGAAAGCUGCAUCUGUGAUUCAGGCUACAUCCUCAGUGGUGGGGUCUGCGUCCCUCAUGCUGAGUGUGGCUGCAGGUUUGAGGGCCGUUACUACCGCUCUGGACAAACUGUAAUACUAGACGAAGACUGUGGGAGACGUUGUAGCUGCAGUUAUGGCUCCAUGACUUGCCGCUCGCAUGGUUGUGGCCCACUUGAAUCAUGCAGGGUGGAGGAUGGAGAAAGAGGAUGCAGACCAAAUAGCUAUGCAACAUGCUGGAUCAGAGGCCCAGGGUCAUAUCAGACAUUUGAUGGACUGACAUACCAAUAUCCUGGGGCGUGUCGAUUGACACUUGCCAAAGUUAUGGGACUGUCCAGUCACCCACACUUCAUGGUGACAGGAGAAAAAUUGCCAAGAGGCCAGCAAGGUUUUGCACGAAUUCUGCAUUUUGAAGCAGAGGGGAUACACAUAUCUAUUGAGAUGGCAAGGAACAGUAAAGUGAAGGUUAAUGGUCAGCUGAUCAGGCUGCCAUUCAGCACUCCAUCCAACCGCAUCCAGAUCUUCCACAGCAGCAUUUACAGUGUUAUCAUUCGCACCUCCUUUGGUGUAACUGUGCAGACAGUCUGGCCUCACUUUGUCCGUGUCACUGCUCCUGGUGUCUACAAUGGUUCCCUGGGUGGACUCUGUGGUAACUACAAUGGUCAUCCACAUGAUGACUUCAAUACACCCAAUGGUGUCCUGGUCAACAGUUCUCAGGACUUUGGAGACAGUUGGCGAGAUGGCUCUCUGGCUGCUCACUGCGUGGAAAGCAUGAACCAAAAUUCUACAGCUAAUUACAAUUCUAGUGAGUACUGUGGCAUUCUCAGCUCACCAGAUGGGCCAUUUGUACCCUGUUGGUCUGUGGUUGACCCAAGGCAGCAGGUGGAUGUAUGUGUGGAGAUCAUGAGGGGCUCUAACAAUCCAGCAUCAACUCUGUGUGGCGUCCUACGAGAUUAUGCACUAAUGUGUCAACAGAAGGGUGUUGCCUUAGGACAAUGGAGAAAUGCAACUGGCUGUGCACUAACCUGCCCGUCAAACAGCCAUUAUGAACUCUGUGGAACCUCUUGUCCUUCUGCUUGCCCCAGCCUCUCUUUCCCCUUCACCUGUGAUACUGUGUGCCAGGAGGGCUGUCAGUGUAACAGUGGUUUUAUCCUCAAUGGUGACCAGUGCGUUCCACCAACAUCUUGUGGAUGCUAUCAUCAAGGACGCUAUCACCAAGGUGGUGAGCAGUUCUGGGAUGGUGAAGAAUGUCAGAGCUUGUGUACCUGUAAUGGAAAUACAGGGAACGUCCACUGUACUCCCACCUCCUGUGGGCCCCAGGAGUCCUGCCGUGUGGUGGAGGGUGAGUUUGGCUGCCAUCCCAACCCUCAUGGCACCUGCUCUGCCUCUGGAGACCCUCACUACAUCACCUUUGAUCGCAAGGCCUAUGACUUCCAAGGAACCUGUCGCUAUGUUCUGGUGACCCUCUGUAAUGCCACUGAUGAGCUCAAUCAGUUUUCCGUGGAAGCUAAGAAUGAGGCAUUGAAUGGGCGUCCACUUUCAAUAGUAGCUGAAGUUUUUGUGAAUGUCUGGGGCUACGACGUGCAUAUGUCAAGGGACAGAAGAGGUUUGGUACAAGUGAAUGGAGUAACUAGAAAUUUACCUAUUAUCUUGAAUGAAGGUAAUGUGUCUAUCUAUGCAACAGGAUCUCGUAUACUUGUCAGCACUAAUUUUGGCUUGAGUGUUACCUAUAAUGGAUAUAGUGCAGUGUUUAUCUCCGUACCACCAAAUUACAGAGAAAAAAUAUGCGGACUUUGUGGAAAUUUCAAUGGAAAUCCAAAUGAUGACUUUCACACACCAUCUGGAACGAUAGUCACAUCUCCAGAUGAGUUUGGGAGAGCCUGGAAGGUGCCAGGCAACUACACGUGCAAUGACGGCUGUGGCUCCUCCUGUCCACAGUGUACCAAUGAACAGCCUGCUAGAGAUCAGUGUGAGGUGAUACAGGCAUCUGAUGGGCCCUUCAGUUUCUGCCACGAGGAGGUGGACCCGGCACCAUAUUUCAACGACUGCGUGUUUGAUGUAUGUUUGUCAGGAAAUCAAGGCCACGAUCUCUUGUGCAGUGCCACCGAAUCAUAUGUCAGUGCCUGUCAGUCUGCUAAUGUUCGUAUCUAUCCCUGGAGAGAGAACACCACCUGCACAUUGGACUGUCCCACCAACAGCCAUUAUGAGCUGUGCGGUACUGACUGUGGCCACACCUGUGCCAGUAGCAUUGAUGAAACCUGUGAGCAGUUCUGCUCUGAGGGAUGUUUCUGUGAUGAAGGCUUCAUCAAGAGUGGGACCAGGUGUGUUCCAGUGGAAAGCUGUGGCUGCCAAUAUGAUGGAUUCUACUAUGAUGCUGGCGAGUCCUUCUGGACAGACGGUUGCUCCCAGAGAUGUGAAUGUCACGCUCCAAAUGACCUGCGAUGUUCUGCCUCGUCUUGCACUCCUGAACAGCAGUGCUCCAUCAGAGACGGCCAGCUGGGCUGUUACGAUGCUAUGUCCACCUGCAACGGCCUGCAGUGCCGCAAUGAGCCGUGCUCCUUUUCACAGAUCUGCAAGCCAGCUUCCUUCCAGUUCUCCUGUCAGACAGUGCCAAGAGGAACCUGCACCAUAAGCGGUGAUCCCCAUUACUACACCUUUGAUAACACAGUGUUUCACUUUCAAGGCACUUGCACGUAUGUUCUCUCUGAGCAAUGUAAUAGUGGACGGCCCUACUACAGAGUAGAAGGCAAAAAUGAGCACAGAGGCAGUACUCGAGUCUCUUGGACACGACUGGUGAAAGUGCAUGUCUACAAUGACACAAUUGAGCUUGUCAAAGGACGCCAUGGUCAGGCAAAGGUUAACGGGAACUUUGCAUCCACUCCAUUCUUCCUUAGCAAUGGCACCGUGCAGGUUUAUGAGUCAGGUUUUUCUGUCUUUGUCAGCACUGACUUUGGUUUAGUGGUGUCUUAUGACACAAAUCAUUAUGUUCAGAUCAGCUUGCCCUACACUUACCAGAAUGCUGGCAAGCAUCUGGGGAUGAUGAGCCUGGCUGUGGGCCACAGUGCGGAGGAAAGCUGCAUCUGUGAUUCAGGCUACAUCCUCAGUGGUGGGGUCUGCGUCCCUCAUGCUGAGUGUGGCUGCAGGUUUGAGGGCCGUUACUACCGCUCUGGACAAACUGUUAAUGGUCAGCUGAUCAGGCUGCCAUUCAGCACUCCAUCCAACCGCAUCCAGAUCUUCCACAGCAGCAUUUACAGUGUUAUCAUUCGCACCUCCUUUGGUGUAACUGUGCAGACAGUCUGGCCUCACUUUGUCCGUGUCACUGCUCCUGGUGUCUACAAUGGUUCCCUGGGUGGACUCUGUGGUAACUACAAUGGUCAUCCACAUGAUGACUUCAAUACACCCAAUGGUGUCCUGGUCAACAGUUCUCAGGACUUUGGAGACAGUUGGCGAGAUGGCUCUCUGGCUGCUCACUGCGUGGAAAGCAUGAACCAAAAUUCUACAGCUAAUUACAAUUCUAGUGAGUACUGUGGCAUUCUCAGCUCACCAGAUGGGCCAUUUGUACCCUGUUGGUCUGUGGUUGACCCAAGGCAGCAGGUGGAUGUAUGUGUGGAGAUCAUGAGGGGCUCUAACAAUCCAGCAUCAACUCUGUGUGGCGUCCUACGAGAUUAUGCACUAAUGUGUCAACAGAAGGGUGUUGCCUUAGGACAAUGGAGAAAUGCAACUGGCUGUGCACUAACCUGCCCGUCAAACAGCCAUUAUGAACUCUGUGGAACCUCUUGUCCUUCUGCUUGCCCCAGCCUCUCUUUCCCCUUCACCUGUGAUACUGUGUGCCAGGAGGGCUGUCAGUGUAACAGUGGUUUUAUCCUCAAUGGUGACCAGUGCGUUCCACCAACAUCUUGUGGAUGCUAUCAUCAAGGACGCUAUCACCAAGGUGGUGAGCAGUUCUGGGAUGGUGAAGAAUGUCAGAGCUUGUGUACCUGUAAUGGAAAUACAGGGAACGUCCACUGUACUCCCACCUCCUGUGGGCCCCAGGAGUCCUGCCGUGUGGUGGAGGGUGAGUUUGGCUGCCAUCCCAACCCUCAUGGCACCUGCUCUGCCUCUGGAGACCCUCACUACAUCACCUUUGAUCGCAAGGCCUAUGACUUCCAAGGAACCUGUCGCUAUGUUCUGGUGACCCUCUGUAAUGCCACUGAUGAGCUCAAUCAGUUUUCCGUGGAAGCUAAGAAUGAGGCAUUGAAUGGGCGUCCACUUUCAAUAGUAGCUGAAGUUUUUGUGAAUGUCUGGGGCUACGACGUGCAUAUGUCAAGGGACAGAAGAGGUUUGGUACAAUGUACCAAUGAACAGCCUGCUAGAGAUCAGUGUGAGGUGAUACAGGCAUCUGAUGGGCCCUUCAGUUUCUGCCACGAGGAGGUGGACCCGGCACCAUAUUUCAGCGACUGCGUGUUUGAUGUAUGUUUGUCAGGAAAUCAAGGCCACGAUCUCUUGUGCAGUGCCACUGAAUCAUAUGUCAGUGCCUGUCAGUCUGCUAAUGUUCGUAUCUAUCCCUGGAGAGAGAACACCACCUGCACACUGGACUGUCCCACCAACAGCCAUUAUGAGCUGUGCGGUACUGACUGUGGCCACACCUGUGCCAGUAGCAUUGAUGAAACCUGUGAGCAGUUCUGCUCUGAGGGAUGUUUCUGUGAUGAAGGCUUCAUCAAGAGUGGGACCAGGUGUGUCCCAGUGGAAAGCUGUGGCUGCCAAUAUGAUGGAUUCUACUAUGAUGCUGGCGAGUCCUUCUGGACAGACGGUUGCUCCCAGAGAUGUGAAUGUCACGCUCCAAAUGACCUGCGAUGUUCUGCCUCGUCUUGCACUCCUGAACAGCAGUGCUCCAUCAGAGACGGCCAGCUGGGCUGUUACGAUGCUAUGUCCACCUGCAACGGUAUCGUGUACAUUUUCCCUGCUAUGCAGAUGAUCUCCAGCUCUGUCAAUGAAACCAUAAGACUAAACUGUAGGAAUGUCUUAAAGACAUAA